AUGCCCCCAGGCGGCUUCUCCCACCAACGCUCCCAAUCCACCUCCUCCCUCCCCCCGCCCUCCUCCUCCGCCUCUGUCGCCGGCUCCUCCUUCGGCAUCCACGCCCGCCACGCAUCCACCUCGCUCCGCGGGCCCGGCGCGCACAUCACCCGUCCCACGGGCAUCCCCAGCUUUAGGGGCUAUUACUACUAUUACUCGCUGUCGCUGAGGACGGGAUCGAAUCAGGACGUGGGAGGAUUGUUGGCUGGUCCGUUGCUGGGUGGUCGGCAACAAGCGGAUAAGGACGCGAAGGAGAAGGAGAAGAAGAAGAAGAGGGGGGGUCAGCAGGGAGGGGGGAAAGGAGGAGGAGGAGGACAGGGAGGAGGAGGAGCGGGUGGUGCUGGUGGUGGGAAGGGGAUUGGGAUGACUCAGAACACUAACGUUACGAUGGACGAAAAGGGGCCGGUUGUGGCUGAUGGGAAGAGGGCUGUGGUGACGGUUGAGCGGAUGAAGGUGAAAAAGCGAAGCAACUUUGAGACUCUCAUAAAGUUUGGGACGGAUGCCACUGGUCUCGAACGCACCUUCCGCCUCUUCCAAGCCCUCGCCCAAUGCAUCGCCCACAUCCCCUCCAUCCGCUCCAUCUUCAUCUUCUUUCUCUACACUCUCCACCAGGUCCUCCGCGCCUCCCUCGUCAUGGGUCUGAGCACAUUCAACCUAUCUCCACCCCUAAAAGAAUCAUUCCCCCCGUCAACCGAAGCAGAAGCCCAAAUCAUCACCAUCGCCCUAGGCGUCCGCUCAAAACUAUCCCAAGGCCGGCGCUUCUUCCGGCUCUUUCGCUUCUUGGAGAGUUUUCAUUCUGCUUCGACUCUUUACUACCAGCACCAGGCACAAACGGAAACCGACAAGAGCGAGGCGGAUAUUUACUGCAUGUGGCUGGAUAUCAUGUCCAAGAGUUUUAACGGGAUGUACAACCUCUUCGAGGCGCUGGGGUUCUUCGCGGCGCUGGGCGUGCCGGGGCUGGAUCCGUGGGGAGCGGAGGUUAAUAGGUUUUUGCAUGUGGAGGGUCAAAGGUUUUGGUUGUUUGCGCUUGUUUGCGGGGUGGUUGCGGGUGUGGUUAGGCUGGUGAAUGAUCGGGACCAGGCUGGCGUUGAUGGUGCCGGUGAUGCUGCUGAGACGGAGAAGGAGAAGGAGAAACAGACAGGAACAAAGGAGGAGGAUGAGCAUGGUAACCAACUAAAGGAGGAGGAACGCCAGCGCGCGGUGUUGGAGCAGAAGGAGCAGAGGAACGCGAUUCGGAAGGAUCGCUGCAUGCGGAUCCAACGUAGGGUCAUGGCUGAUCUGCUUGAUCUUGCUCAGCCCGGUGCUGUUGUUGGGUGGUUUCCGGACUGGCCGGGCAUGAUUGGGCUUAUGAUGGUUGGAAGUACGUGGCUUACUGGUGUAGAGGUCUGGGAGAAGUGUGCGCGGUGA
Neurospora tetraspora is the source of this 1446-nucleotide messenger RNA. RefSeq names its product peroxisomal biogenesis factor 11-domain-containing protein. Gene Ontology annotation, cellular component: peroxisomal membrane. The record is from RefSeq and is a predicted model, not a curated record. NCBI's taxonomy places the organism in Eukaryota, Fungi, Ascomycota, Sordariomycetes, Sordariales, Sordariaceae. The coding region runs from base 1 to 1446 and encodes 481 amino acids. Gene Ontology annotation, biological process: peroxisome fission. The transcript has 3 exons.